UGUGGCGAACCACUGGAGUGAAUUAUUUUUAGUGAGCUGAACGUGGAUUGUGACAAUGAAAAAUUGAGGAAUAGUGUUUACAUUCAUUUUAUAAUUUAUUUUAAAGUUAUCUUUUUUAUCUCGAUAAAGGAGAGGCGUAUGAAAGUUUCUUUACACAGUGCAACACAUAUAAAUUUCUAAUUAUGUAUAAUGUACCACAUAAGUUUCGUCAAGUUUGUCGAUUGUGCCUCACAUUGGUUAACGAGUGCGAUGUUGCAGAACUACAAAUUUACGAUGUUUCGUCGCAUAAUAGUGCUCAAGACAGGAAUACGGCCGAUUUCCGCAGAGACGAGAAGCGUGCCAACUGCUAUUGCAGUGCUUUGAGCCACAAUCUGUGCAGCUGCAUCGGUGAUAACUCGCUAUCAGUAUCCGCAGUGACCAAUAAUGAAACGGGAACGGGUCCAAGCCAACUCCAACCCAAGUCGCAGUCCCAAAUGCAAACCCUUCACCUUCACCAAAACCAAACGACAACCCAUUACACGCCAAGUGUGCCUUCUGCUGCGGACACAAAAUCGAGUGAACGCGAACGCCAAUUGGAGUCGGACAUCGCCGAAAGAUCAGUAUUCAAAAGUCUGUCAUCGUCGACCCACGAACAGCAUAUAGCACGCGGGGAGGUCCGGUCCCAUACCCAUUCCCAAUCAAAAUCGGAACUCCCGCGGGAGGAGCGUAAUCAUAAUCAGCACCAGCACCAGCAUCAGCAUCAGCGCGAGGAGACAAGUGUGGAUGUAGAUAUAACAAAAAUAAGCGGAACCGAUAACUACGGCAAAGAGCACGGCAGAGAUGAUUCAUCACCACAUCUUACAUUUCAGAUAUUCAACUGUCUCUCUAUUAAGGCACUGCCUAACGAUGGAUUACCCAACGUGAUUUGUGGUGAUUGCAGACAAAAAUUGGAUUCUUUCGAAAAGUUUCGUACCAUGGCGCACAACUCACAAAUAGCUUUGCAAGAAUUUUUAAAUAUAUCAAAACAUUUGAAACUAGACUCAAAUGAUUUGGAAAUUAAGCUUGAUGCAAUUUUAAAGGCUUCAUCAGAGGCUAUAGCGGCAAAGGCUCUGACGGAGCUAAGCACGUUUUCUAAAGUUAAGUACGAACACAGUAAAAUAGAUUCCACCAUCCAGCAUGGCUUGGAUAGGAAAAUGGAGAUUAGCAAUCAAGAUAUGCCAGCACAUAGCUUAUAUCCAAGUUUAUUCAAAUCAAUUAAUAUGAAAAGCGAUCAAAAGAAGGUAAUGUCUGGAUCCUCACAUAGCCAGUUUGAAUCAAAGCUGCAAAAGGACUCGGAAACCGAGAAAUAUGAAAAUCUGCAGCAGCAGCUAGAAACGGCUGCCGUUCUAAUGGAUAUAAGCAAAAAAAUUGUAAUUUCCCCUCCAUGCUCGAAUCCCCAAUCUCCGUGUUUCUCUGCAGCUGUAGAUACAAGUAUUAAAAGUUCUGUGAUAAAAUCAAAACGUCCAUUAAACCAAAAUGAAAUUCAGGACGGAGUUGAAAUUGACUUAUCCGUCAAAAAACAAAAGAACGAUUACUCUAAUCAACGGAACUCGGCCCCAAUACACCAUUUUUGCCAAACUCCAAUGCUUGAUAUUCAGUCACACUUAAGAAGUGAAGAGGAUUUUCAAAACUACAGUAUUACCAUUAACCAAGUUGGUGGGUCCGACUACAAAUCAAAGGCACCGAAAGCCAGUACCGGCUCCUUACUAGACUCUGGCGACAGCUCCGACUCUCACAAACUGGAGAUGGACAUCGCGUCGUCAAUUAAUGAUAGAAAGACCCCGGAUAGUCUAAGCUCGGAUCACGCAACGGAUGCGGCAACUACUCAACUCUGGCAAGCUCUGGCCCGAUCAGCCGCUAAAAGCAAAGAGGAAAAUCAGGCAACACAAAUAAUCCGGAGCAUGAUGAGUCAGUCUUUCGUGUUUCCGGCUCCGUCGACAGUAUCAUUUACAAAAGUACCUGAAGAACCCAUAGCACUAUUAAAGGAUCUAUCAGAGGCUCAAUCCAGCAAAUCAAAACCCUGUAGAAGAAAACAAAGUUUUCCUACCAAAACUGAUUGCAUCGAUGUAGUUAAUGAGAAUGUGACUGAUACUUAUACCACUUCAGAAGCAGCUCCAGAGGAAAAGAAAGAUAAAAGGAACAUUAACCUUUUUAAUGCCAUACCUGGUGCUCAAAAAGAUAUGUCAUGUUCCAACUGCGGCACCCUCACUACUACAAUCUGGAGACGAAGUGUUCGAGGAGAAAUGGUUUGCAACGCGUGCGGGUUGUAUUUCAAGUUGCACGGGGUCAACAGGCCGCAUUCAAUGAGACGCGAUACCAUACACACCAGACGCAGGCGUCCUAAAGAAUUGGAGCGAUCUAAAAAAAAACACAAGCAAAUGUCAUCAUGUUCUUCAAUGGAACCAGCGAAACCAGAUUUCUUGACGUCUAGGGAACACCUUGAUAUUUCUGGGUUGGUUUUAAAUAAAUACAAAAAGGAAAUCGACGAAUCCGACACCGCAGCAGCACUUAAAGAUAUUUUAUUAAGGCGGAAGAAGUCAAAUUCUUUGCCGGCGUUUAAUGAUACCUGUGAAAGUGCGGAUCAUUCCGCACCGCUUAACCUUGUUUCCAGUGAAAAUAAUGCAAAGUUAACAUAAAACGCCAAAUAUAUUCCCCUACUCACUUUUCGAAAUCAAACCUUUAACACACAUUUUGUUUAUUUAUGAGGUCGCAUAAGAAAAACAAAAGGUAUAGGAUUAAAAAUAAGUAUAGAUUAUUAAUAAAAUUUUUCAUUCUUUAAAA
Drosophila suzukii is the source of this 2799-nucleotide messenger RNA. It is a transcript of the gene GATAd, whose product is annotated as GATA zinc finger-domain containing protein GATAd. Gene Ontology annotation, cellular component: nucleus. Gene Ontology annotation, biological process: positive regulation of transcription by RNA polymerase II; negative regulation of transcription by RNA polymerase II; cell fate commitment. The record is from RefSeq and is a predicted model, not a curated record. NCBI's taxonomy places the organism in Eukaryota, Metazoa, Arthropoda, Insecta, Diptera, Drosophilidae. Gene Ontology annotation, molecular function: RNA polymerase II cis-regulatory region sequence-specific DNA binding; DNA-binding transcription factor activity, RNA polymerase II-specific; zinc ion binding.